Molecule: messenger RNA, 270 nt
Organism: Geodia barretti
Lineage: Eukaryota; Metazoa; Porifera; Demospongiae; Tetractinellida; Geodiidae
Source: the annotation of a GenBank genome assembly
AUGACCCUGGUGGGUAUGGGAAACCAGAUGGAGCAGGUGGUGCUGGGUUGGUACGUCCUCACCCUGACCGACUCGCCCUUCCUGGUAGGGCUGGUCGGUUCGGCCAGGAUGGCCCUUAACUUCCUGGCCCUGUUCACGGGAGCAAUAGCGGACCGGGUGCCCCGGCAGCGGCUGUUGGCAGGGGUGGAGUUCGCCAUGGCCCUGCUGGGAACGGGGAUGCUGGUCCUGAUCGUCAGUGGACGGCUGGAGGUCUGGAACGCUACGCCAUAA